Molecule: messenger RNA, 2197 nt
Organism: Aspergillus ibericus CBS 121593
Lineage: Eukaryota; Fungi; Ascomycota; Eurotiomycetes; Eurotiales; Aspergillaceae
Exons: 8
Coding region: 372-2033 (553 amino acids)
Cellular component (GO): mitochondrion
Molecular function (GO): (3R)-hydroxyacyl-[acyl-carrier-protein] dehydratase activity
Source: RefSeq, a predicted model, not a curated record
AUCCGGGAACGACACAUGGGGCAAUAGUUCGGCCGAGGAUCCAAAGCUUUCAACCGCUGCCUAUAAGAAUCAGGGUUAAUGACACUACGAGACGAAGGCUGGUCGAGCAGUUUCCUGACCUGGUGAGAAAAUGAUGCGGCAGGGCCGAGGAAUGCGACCUUGAGAGGCUCCAUGACGGCGCUCGUGGUAGUUCCACUGGGCUUGGGUUGCUUCUGUCACGAUCCCGAACUCUUGCCAAGAGGUUGUGUGUUGUUCCUGCGACAAUCAUUACGGCUGACAUAACUAGUCAAAAUUUGAACCCGUUCACGGGAGGGGUUGCUUUCUUUUUUGGAUGAUCUCACCUGUCCGCCAGGGCCUGGUUCUCUUAUCAAAUGAAGCCCAUGCGUGUGUUCGCUCUCGACCCCAGGCGGAUGGGGCGACUGCUGUGCCCAUGGCAGCAGCAACAACAACCGAGGUUGCUACCAGCUACAAGGCGUGCAUGCUCAUCUCUUUCCGAUCGGCUAUAUCAGGACUUGACCUCGCGACAGCUUCCCUUGACGUUCGAUUAUAUACAUCCCCAGUCGUCUUAUCUCCUGAGCUUAACAUUGGCCGAUCUCCUUCCCACGCUAACCCCAGCGCCGAAUGAGCUUCCUUCCUCCCGCAGCCCAUCUCGCAUGCCGGCAGGCCAUCAUCUGGUUUACUUCCCUCCCCAAGUCACCCUGUCGCAGUUACUGCCGGACGGUACAGAUAAUUUGCACGCCCCGGGAAGUCCCUUUGGCAGGCGGCUUUGGGCUGGGGGCAAUGUCCAAUUUCCGAUUUCCAAUGCCCUACUUCUCAACGGUAACCGUGCCGCCUGCAUCGAAACUAUUCGUGACGUGAUAGUGAAAGGCCGGCCAGGGGAGGAGAAGGUACUCGUCAGAAUCGAAAGACGGAUCGGCACGGUCCAAGAGGGUGAAGACCAUCGCAGUAUCAGAGAACGGAUAUGGACGGAAACCGAGGAUGAGACUGGCCAAGCCUCUGUCAUUGAGAACAGGAAUCUAGUCUUCAUGCGCGAGAAAACCCCAGAGCAAAUCUGUCAUGACAAGGCUAGAUUUGACACGGACGAUAGAGCCAUUAAAUGCUUACGCCUAAUAAAGCCCUGUUAUUUCCUGGGAUUGACUAUCACUGGAAUGGAGUAUAAGAACAUAGUCCCUCUCUAUGUCGAAGAGGAAUUAAGAGUCUGUGGCAAGCCCAAACCCGGCAAAGGCCACACAGCUUGGGAUGUAUGGAUUGAGGGCAGGGACGGGAGACUUGCUUUUUGGGCUGCUCCUCCUGUUACUAGGACUCUCACUUUACUUACCUUUUUACAGUCUGUAUUUGUACAUGGUGGUCUUCUCAGUGGUUAUUAUGUGUUAUUUCUACGCCACCUUGUCUUCAAGACUAUACCCGAAAUAUGGAGGCUGUUUACACCUUUCAUGAUCACUGGACCAGGCCUUUCCUUGAUUUUUGAUCUCUACUUUAUGUUUACCUAUGGCAGCCGCCUGGAGACCGAGUCCCCUCGCUUCAGUGCACCCGGUGAUUUUUUCACCUAUGUGUUUUUCGUAGCGUUCACGAUCGCGGUCACCGCAGGUUGUCUCCUGAAUAGUGUAAUAUUUACCUCCGCAUUGAUCCUUGCAUUCGUCUACACAUAUUCUCAAGACAACCGCGGUAAGAAGGCGAGCUUCUUCAUCGUUCAAAUACCCGUCGAGUUCUUACCGUGGGCGAUGCUCACAUUGACUCUGGUUCUUUCCGGAUGGCCCGCGGCGUUGAGAGACGGCAUGGGCAUAGUUGCCGCUCAUAUGUACGAUUUUCUUACCCGUAUCUAUCCAACAUUCGGAGGUGGUAAGAAUUAUCUUGUGACUCCGGUGUUUGUGAGGCGAUUCUUUGCUGCCCACACCCCGCGACGUGAAGCGCGCGCCUUUGGAACUGCCUAUCGUGCGGCGGACCAAUCCCAAAACUCCUCCGGUGGCUGGACUUCGUCUUUCCAAAGUCCAUGGAACCGGCGAGGCCCUGGGCGAAGACUUGGAGGUGAUUAAACAAGGGGACGUCGAUACCAAAGCGUCGAAAACUCGACCAGAUUUUGGGUCAGGAGGACCGGCGAAGCGAGCAAUAAUUGCUGCUAUCAAAUUGAGUACAACACUCGAUUAAUGAUCAGUACAUGUUGAUAGUCAAAUUCUUUGCGAAGCUGCGUGACAUGCCC